AUGGAUCGAAAUUUCGUUUUGAUUGCUACAUUGAUCUGCAUUGUAGUCGCCGGUGUCGGUGGCCAAUCUCCGAUCUCAUCUCCGACUAAAUCUCCUUCUGCUCCAACUACUUCACCUUCUAAAUCACCCACCGUUACUUCUCCUACGGUGGCUCCGGUGAAAGCUCCGGCUUCUUCACCGGUCCAAGCACCGAAAACUCCGGCUUCUUCACCGGUGGAGACACCGAAAUCUCCGGCUCCGGUGACCUCUUCAUCACCACCGACUCCUGUUCCGGAGAGCUCUCCUCCAGCUCCUGCACCAAAGGCUUCUGCUCCGGUUAGUUCUCCACCGGUUCCAGCACCGGAAGCUGAUACUCCUUCGGCUCCGGUAGCUGCUCCGGUUGCUGAUGUACCGGCUCCGGCUCCAAGCAAGCAUAAGAAGAAGGCUAAAAAGUCUAAGAAGCAUCAAAGUGCACCGGCUCCGGCUCCUGAACUUCUUGGUCCACCUGCACCACCGAUGGAAGCUCCCGGACCUAACUCCGACGCAUUUUCUCCCGGUCCGUCUACAUCCGCCGACGAUCAGAGCGGAGCAGAAAGCAAUAGAGUAUUGCGGAAUGUAGCGGUGGGAGCGGUUGCAACCGCGUGGGCCGUUCUCAUUAUGGCGCUUUAA
Arabis nemorensis is the source of this 648-nucleotide messenger RNA. NCBI's taxonomy places the organism in Eukaryota, Viridiplantae, Streptophyta, Magnoliopsida, Brassicales, Brassicaceae. The record is from the annotation of a GenBank genome assembly.